AUGGCGGAUUCCUCCAUCCCACUAGUCCCAGUGACGGUCCUGACAGGCUUCUUGGGGAGCGGAAAGACCACCCUGCUCAACCACAUCCUGACCGCAACGCACGGGAAGAAGAUUGCCGUCAUCGAGAAUGAGUUUGGCGAAGUCGGCGUGGAUGAUGAGCUGCUGUCGAAGAACACCAAGAUGCAGGCCGACGAGGACAUUAUUGAGAUGAUGAACGGCUGCAUCUGCUGCACGGUCCGGCAGGACCUGAUCGUCGUGCUUGAGAAGCUCGCCAAGCGUCGGCACGUCCGUAGGACCGGCAUGGCGGACCCGGCGCCUGUUGCACAGACCUUCUUCGUCGACGAUAAGGCGCGCCGCGCGUUCGCCAGGCUGGACGGGAUCGUGACGCUGGUGGACGCAAAGCACAUCGAGCAGCACCUCGACGAGGAGAAGCCCGAGGGCGCCGAGAACGAGGCGGUGGAGCAGGUCGCCUUCGCGGACCGCAUCCUGCUCAACAAGACCGACCUCGUGGAGAAGCGGCUCAAGUCGAUCAACUCGCAGGCGCCCGUCCAGCGCUGCACCAAGGCGGAGGUGUCGCCCGACUGGGUCCUCGACAUCGGCGCUUUCGACCUGAAGCGCGUCAUCGAGAUGGACCCCGAGUUCCUCAACACGAACGGCGAGCACGAGCACGACACUUCGGUGAGCAGCGUCGCGCUCACGGAGGAGAGCACGCCGCUCGACCUUGCCGCCAUCGAGGACUGGAUCGGCGGGAUGCUCAAGACCCAAGGCGCCGACAUCUACCGGAUGAAGGGCGUGCUGCACAUCGCACACGCGGAGCAGCGCUUCGUCUACCACGCGGUGCACAUGAUUUUCAACGGGGACUUCACCGAGCCGUGGGAGGAGGACGAGCCGCGCGAGAGCAAGCUCGUCUUCAUCGGCAAGAACCUCGACGCCGCCGAGCUCAAGGCGCGCUUCGAGGCGUGCCUCGCG
Emiliania huxleyi CCMP1516 is the source of this 969-nucleotide messenger RNA. RefSeq lists its product as hypothetical. Gene Ontology annotation, cellular component: cytoplasm. Lineage: Eukaryota; Haptophyta; Isochrysidales; Noelaerhabdaceae. The record is from RefSeq and is a predicted model, not a curated record. The annotation marks the transcript as partial. The transcript is spliced from 4 exons.